AUGGCUAAGGAAGAACUCGCAAACAUAAGUAGCUAUCUCAGAGAUGUAGAUCUUCAAGGCGCACAUGACAAGUCCGUGAAGAGCUGGCUGCUGGAAGUUGCAGAGAUUGCAGAGAUUGCUUUGGAUGCAGAGGACAUACUGGAUGAAUGUGCUCUCCAAUCUCAAGGUACUACCAAUGAGAGUCGCCAAUCAUCUUGUGUCUAUGCUUUCAGCUAUUCUCAAUUAGUCUUUCGCUAUAAAAUGGCACAUCGAAUCAAGGACAUGAAAGAUAGAACAAGGUCCAUUCUGAAAGAAGAUGGAAAACAGCUGAAGUUUUUCCAGGAUCUGACUCGCUCAAACCAACCUUCCACGAGUACAUCACAAAAUGUAAAGUGGAGGGGGUCAAGUGUAAUAGAGAGCAGUUCACGACCAGUGGCUAUUGACUCCAAGGUUGAAGAAAUCCUCGGCCUGCUCGAUGCUCCUGUUGCUCCUGUCAUUGUCGUCGUUGGGAUGGGUGGCGUUGGGAAGACUUCCUACUGCAAAAUGUUUUUGACAGAGAAAAGGGCAGUUGCAAGCUGCUUUGGCCCUUUGAAGGAGGUCGUUGAGGGAAGGGUAGAUGAAGUGCAGGCAGCAGAAUUGAUUCAUGAGCGUUUAGCAAGCAAAAGCUCUCUCAUUGAGUUGGAUGAUUUGUGGAGUGCAACGGAGGAAGAUAACUUGAUAUCUGCACUUGGCCUUCCAACUGGGCAUAAUAGCCAAUGCAAAAUUUUGGUUACAACACGAAGCAGAGAUGUGUGCAGUAGCAUGAGCGCCCGUGUUUGGGAGCUCUUUUGCUCGUUUGCCUUCCCCGACUGCCAGCAAAAUCAACCGCCACAUCAACUUGAAGCGAUUGCCUAUCAAAUUGAAGGGGAAUGUUGA
Messenger RNA from Cryptomeria japonica (Japanese cedar), 894 nucleotides. Its product is annotated as disease resistance protein RPM1-like. Lineage: Eukaryota; Viridiplantae; Streptophyta; Pinopsida; Cupressales; Cupressaceae. Gene Ontology annotation, molecular function: ADP binding. Bases 1 to 894 code for a protein of 297 amino acids. The transcript has 2 exons. Gene Ontology annotation, biological process: defense response. The record is from RefSeq and is a predicted model, not a curated record.